GAGAGGGAAUAAACGAAAUUUAAACGGGAUCGAGAGCAGAAUGUUUAAAGCGGCCGAUUUCCGAUGUGUGUUGCAGCCGCUCAGGCGAAAAUCCUGGGUCCGGAAGACGUCUUCGUGAAGAAGGGUAGCACGAUAAGCCUCACGUGCACCGUUAAUGUGCAAAGUACACCGCCCAGCAGCGUUUCGUGGCAUCACGGAGGAGAUGUGGUGGAUUUCGACAGUCCCAGCGUUCACCGUAGGGGCGGGGUUUCCUUGGAGACGGAGAAGACGGAAAGCGGGACGACGAGCAGACUUCUGGUGACACAAGCCAGAUUGACCGACAGCGGAAAUUACACCUGCAUUCCCAGCAACGCGAAUCCAGCCAGCGUGGUGGUCCACGUGCUGAAUGGUAAGAGCCCUUUUUAUUCCCUCAACCCUCGUUCGACCGACUCUCUCCCCCUUCUCUCUCUCUCUCUCUCUCUCUCCCAACCCCAUCCCCCUGGUCCCACUCCGUCAUGGCUUAACUUAAUUUCUUCGGGACUCGAGAGCGACGAUCAGUCUUGCGCCUAGACGUAGCUGCGCCGUGACACACAAGUUUCUUAAUAUUGAUCCAUACUCUUCUUCUUGUAACGCUGUUUAUCCUUUAAGAAGGAAUGUCUAA
Apis florea (little honeybee) is the source of this 640-nucleotide messenger RNA. RefSeq names its product zwei Ig domain protein zig-8. Gene Ontology annotation, cellular component: neuron projection membrane. Gene Ontology annotation, biological process: synapse organization. The record is from RefSeq and is a predicted model, not a curated record. Lineage: Eukaryota; Metazoa; Arthropoda; Insecta; Hymenoptera; Apidae.